This is a messenger RNA of Nothobranchius furzeri (turquoise killifish), 1602 nucleotides long. RefSeq names its product G patch domain containing 4 (gene gpatch4). NCBI's taxonomy places the organism in Eukaryota, Metazoa, Chordata, Actinopteri, Cyprinodontiformes, Nothobranchiidae. Gene Ontology annotation, molecular function: nucleic acid binding. The record is from RefSeq and is a predicted model, not a curated record. Gene Ontology annotation, cellular component: nucleolus.
ACCAAUUGUAAAUCAAACGUAGAAGAAGAAGAAAACUUCCGGUGUCGGCUUCCGGCUGAAACCACAUGGACUACAGCUGACACCGGUUAGAAAAGCUAAACGAAACAAGCAAUCAGCCAUCUUUUAUUCCUGCCUUCAGAAUUGACCUGAGUCCAUCUUUGGUUCUGUCUUCAUGUCCUCAUCAGAUGGCUGAAGAGGAGAAUAGUCGUGGGUUGAAGUUUGCAGAGCGCCAGCUCCGGCGCCACGGCUGGGAGCAUGGUAAAGGACUGGGACGAGCUGAGAACGGCAUAUCAGAGGCAAUCAAAGUCAAAGUGAAAUGUGACAAAGGAGGCGUUGGUCAUAAAGAAGGGGAGCAGUUCAGUUUCCACUGGUGGGAUCACGUCUUUAACAAGGCAUCUGCCAGCCUGCAGGUGGAGAGCGAUCAGAACGGAAUAAAGGUGAAGAAGACGGCGGAUGGAGAGGAUGGAACAAUCUCCAAUAAAAAACCACGGAAGGCCUUGCUGGAGAGAGCCAAACUGUAUGGAAGCUUUGUGAAGUCCGCCACGCUGCUGUCGGGUCAGGAGCAACCAGAACCAAAACCAUCCAGCUCAGACGACAGCAGCUCUGAUGAGGACGACCAGCACCUGGAUCUAUCCAGCACCACAAAACUUUCUGACUCUGCCCUGAUGAAGGUCUGUGGAGGACGCACGGCUCACAAAGGAGCGAGGCACGGGCUCACCAUGAGCGCCAAGUUAGCCAGACUGGAGCAGCAGGAGGCGGAGUUCAUGGCCAAGUACGGCGGGAAGAGCCAGGCGCCGAAGUCUCCAUCAGUUUGUGUCAGAGCGACGACUCAGACAGACGAGGGAACGGAGGAGUGUUGCAGGAAAAAGAAAAGCUCCACAGAGAAAUCUGAUCUGAUAAACAGUCGGGAGGACUGCGGACCUCCUGAAAAAAGAAGUCAAACAAAAAAGAAGAAGAAGAAGAAGAAAGAUGAAGCUGAGGAGCGAGUUUCCACAGACGAAGGCGCAGAAAGAGAAAGUCCAAAGGAAACUGGAGAGGUGAACUCCAGAGGAAAACAGAAGAAGAAGAAAUGCUCCAACAGGGACGUUGGACCUGCAGAAGAAGACAGUUGUGAUAAAGAGUCUGAAACUCUGGAGGCAGAAGGAGUUUGCGUGAAAACUGAGAAGCAGAAAAAGAAGAAAAAUAAAAAGUUCUCAGAGGAAAUGGAGGACGACGAGGCGAUUCCUCCAAAGAAGAAGAAAAAGAAAUCAAACGAAUAAUAAGAUUAAAUCACAGCCAAGAACAGUUAUCUUUUAUUUUUAUGAAAAAGAGUUUUUCUUUUUAACUGAUGAACUGGUGCUUUAAAACUCUGAAUAAUGCAGAAGGAUGUGUGUGUGUGUGUGUGUGUGUGUGCGUGUGUGUGCGCGUGUGUGUGUGUGUGUGUGUGUGUGUGUGUGCGCGUGCGUGUGUGUGUGUGUGUGUGUGUGUGUUCGCUAGAAUAAUUGUUGAAUCAGUCAUGAUUGUAAAACAUUAAUUUUCUUUACUGAUGCCUGAAUGAACUCCAAAUUAUUUUUAAGUCUUCAGCCUUAUAGGAACUAAGUAAUAAAACUAAGUAAAAAAUUA